AUGUCAGAUUCACAUAAGUUCAGUAAGAAACGGGACGUCACAAUCGGCUCGGACGCCGAAGAAGACUCGUUUGCUUCUAGUAGGACCCCGAGCAGAAGAGCCAGCAGCAUCUUCUCGCUCGAGGAUCCACCUUUGGAGCCUCCCAACGAAAGCGACAUCAAAAAAUUCACAAGCGAUGAGUACCAUUUCAGCAUGAUCCGGAACCUGCAUUUGGCCGAUUUGAUCACAUUGAUGAACGGUUUCAGUGGAUUCUACUCGAUUGUGAGUUGCCUGCGCUUUACACUCACGGAAAAACCGCACUACGUGCAAAGAGCGCAUUUCUUCAUUCUGUUGGGCAUGUUUUUCGAUUUGUUUGACGGUAAAGUGGCACGUUUAAGAAAUCGUUCGUCGCUGAUGGGCCAAGAGCUGGACUCGCUUGCCGAUUUAGUAUCAUUUGGUGUGGCUCCGGCGUCUAUCGCGUUUGCAAUUGGCUUCCAGUCUACCCUGGAUGUUCUAAUGCUCUCGUUUUUCGUCCUGUGUGGUCUUACCAGGCUCGCCAGGUUUAACGUCACCGUGGCACAGCUUCCCAAGGACGUGACAGGCAAAUCCAAAUACUUCGAAGGCUUGCCCAUUCCAACCUCGCUGUUUUUGGUGGGUUCCAUGGCGUAUCUUGUGCACUGUGGGUUGAUUCUGGAUAACUUGCCAUUAGGCGUUUUUGCGAAAGGUGAGUGGUACGAGUUUCAUCCCGUGGCUGUUGCAUUUCUUCUUCAAGGAUGCGGUAUGAUAUCGAAGAGCUUGAAGAUUCCUAAGCUGUGA
Lachancea sp. 'fantastica' is the source of this 795-nucleotide messenger RNA. Lineage: Eukaryota; Fungi; Ascomycota; Saccharomycetes; Saccharomycetales; Saccharomycetaceae. The record is from the annotation of a GenBank genome assembly.